UGAUGACGUCAGGCGCGGGCGGAAGCGGAAGCGGCGGCGGCCGGCGAGGGGCGGCGGCGGCGGCGGGCGGCGGCGGCGCCAUGUACACCCCCGGCGGGCCGGGGCUGCCCGGCGGGCGGCGGCGGCGCGGCGCGGCGGGCGGCGGCCUGCCCAAGCAGCCCGAGCGCAGCCUGGCCUCGGCGCUGCCCGGCGCCCUCUCCAUCACGGCGCUGUGCACGGCGCUGGCCGAGCCCGCCUGGCUCCGCAUCCACGGCGGCACCUGCGCCCGCCAGGAGCUCGGCGUCGCCGACGUCCUCGGCUACGUCGACCCCGAGCUGCUCCGAGAUUACUGCAUGAACCCGCAGACGGUCUUGCUGCUCCGGGUCAUCGCCGCCUUCUGCUUCCUGGGCAUCAUCUGCAGCCUCUCGGCUUUCCUGCUGGACGUUUUUGGGCCCAAGCACCCCGCGUUAAAGAUCACUCGCCGUUACGCUUUCGCUCACAUCCUCACAGUGCUGCAGUGCGCCACCGUGAUCGGCUUCUGCUACUGGGCCUCGGAGCUGAUCCUCGCGCAGCAGCAGCAGCACAAGAAGUACCACGGCUCCCAGGUCUACGUCACCUUCGCCGUGAGCUUCUACCUGGUGGCCGGAGCCGGCGGAGCCUCCAUCCUCGCCACCGCCGCCAACCUGCUGCGCCACUAUCCCACCGAGGAAGAGGAGCAGGCCUUGGAGCUCCUGUCCGAGAUGGAGGAGAACGAACCUUACCCGGCCGAGUACGAAGUGAUCAACCAGUUCCAGCCGCCGCCGGCUUACACCCCCUGAUGCUGCCCAGGGCCGUGGGGCACGGUAAUAGCUUCCUCCCAGCCCCAAACUGUCCUCGGCCGGGGACGCGCUCCCCAGCCCGCGGGGGCCCUUCACCAGUGCUUCAUUUUCUAGGCACCUUCUUCACUGUCCUGGUUUCUUCCGCGCAAAGGAAAGAACUUGUUUUAAGAGUCGGAUGACCGGCGGUUUCUUCACACGACGCUCUCCAAAACCACCCCUCCUUCUAUUAACUUUGUAGCGUGAUUUUAACCCCCCUGCUCCCUCCGCGUUGUACCGGUUUGGGUUGCUGAAAUAACGGACCGGCGCGGUGUCGGCAGCCCCCGCGUAACCCCAGAUGCUCGUUCCCAGCUGCGUGCUCGCGAGGGUGAAAUCGCGCCCCGGUUUGCAAGGGGCGCGUUGUCCCCGGGCGGGUGGUGCUGUCGCAGCGUGGUGGUAUCCGAGAUCUCGUCCUCCGUGCAGCUGGGAGGACGGGGAAACCACGCCGGUGCGUCCGACUGUAUCGGACAGGAAUUCCCAGCCUUGCGCUGGUAUCCGCGUGACCUCGGUCCCGCCUCUGCAGAGGUGUAGACGCAAACACCUGGAGAACGGUGUAUGCCACCGCCGGGUGUGCGUGUGGGUGUAUUUACAGGUGCAACGCCCGGCGCGGUGUGCCGGCGGCAGGGAAAACGCGGCUGUACGACAGGCGACAGGCACAGCGGCCCUGUCACCGCCGCUCUAACCGCUCCCGUUUCCUGACUCGCGCUAAUCCCACGAGCAUUUUGCACUUUAUCCAUGAGGCUCGCCGCCCUCUUCCCAGGCUUCGCAGGGGCCGGCCGCUGCAGACCGUCACCGUCACAAGGCUUGCGAGGAGGAGGUGCAACACGGGCCGACUCCAAGGAAGCCGCACCGGCUCCAGCAGGGAUUCGGAGCAGCGACCUGUGCCCUCUGCGGUGGUUGGCUGCCAUCAGCAUCUCGCGAGUAAAUCUCUUUUCAGCCAAGAUUAAAACCAGACUUUUGCAUAGUGGCAACUACUGAGAAGCAGGUGGAGCCUCUGCAAGAAAACGGGCGUCUCUGACUAUAGCUUUUAUGCAAGUUCUCGUCCUCCAAGCAAAGCUGACUUGUUUUACGCUUUUUACCCCCUUUUAACCGCGCUGUUUUUCUGUCCUGCUCUUAGUUUAUUACCCCUCCUGUGACAAAGACUGUUCCUCUGCGAGCCCCGAGAGACGCUGUAGGGAUUCGGCGUGCUUGGCAGCGCCUGAGGAAAACCAGCCCUGCGCUUCCGCAACUACCGGCGCGGCCAAAAGGUAGCUGGUGGCAAAAGAGCCAAACUUGCGCUGGUUUAAAGAUCUUGUUUUCAGGAUGUUUAAAGCGCCUCGAGCAGCGAGACGGCAGCCCGAGCGCGGUGCUGCCAGCCCAGGAAGCGAAAGGGAUGAGCACCAGCUCGGCCUGGAAGGCGCAGAGGCUUAGACGAGUCAUUUUAGGACAGGAGCGCUGCUUGUUGUAGGUCUCCCGCAGUUCCCGGUGAUCCCUCCCUUCCCGACGCUUGUCUAGUUCGUGUCGCCGGCCGUUUCGGCCAGCUGGUUCCUUUUCCUCCUCCAUUUGCAGCAGCGCUGGCUAUGCAAGAGAUCAAGCCGCUCUCCGGGCCUCGGGCUGCGGAGCGAAACCGGGGAAUCUCGUUUUGGGGAGAGCACCGCUUGUGCGCCGUGCUGCCUCCAUGGAAGAGGGCUAGGACGAUCAGGAGUCUUUUCCACGGUGGUUAUAAAAGACUCGAAGCAGCGAACGCGGUGAUUCGAAGCCUUCAAGGCUUGAAACCGGCGGCGUGAUGCCGGGAGGGUUCGGCGUAGCAGGUAAUCCCAGCGCCGCUCUUCCACCGCGCGACUCCGCGCCUGCUCCCGGCCGAAGCUAAAACAUCCCGCGGUCCGUCUGCGGCCGGCCGAGCUGCUCUGAUCGUUCAGCAGCUUUUUUUCCGGCGUGGAUUCCCCGGCAGCCUCCUGGGGAAGUGCUUUGGGUUUCCCCGGCGGUGACCAUAUGCAAGAGAGGGCUUGACUGUAAAUAGUCUGUGCAUAAACAUAUUGUAUUUCUGUAAAAAAAAAAAAAAGAAAAAAACCGACAUGACUUCCCUCGCCUACUAAUCCGUGUGGCUUGAAGAUAUCGUAGGGGAGCUGGGGAAGUUGUGAAACACGCCGACUCCUCGCUGCCGCUUCUCUCCUUGCGUCACCCGCGGAGGGAGAAGGUGGAACGGGCAAAGCGCCUGCGUGCCGAAGGCGUUCGUGCCCGCGCCGCGAGCGCCGGCGACGUGCGGGUUCGCUCCGGCGCGGUCCUUUCGACGCCGUCCCUGCCAGGCGCUGUCGGCUGUGUCCUGUAAAUCUCCCCCUCCGCCUCCCGACUUUUUCUAGAGAAAAUAAAACGGAUGUAAAUA
Molecule: messenger RNA, 3195 nt
Organism: Dromaius novaehollandiae (emu)
Lineage: Eukaryota; Metazoa; Chordata; Aves; Casuariiformes; Dromaiidae
Gene: TMEM127
Product: transmembrane protein 127
Exons: 3
Coding region: 3-797 (264 amino acids)
Biological process (GO): negative regulation of TOR signaling; negative regulation of cell population proliferation
Cellular component (GO): membrane
Source: RefSeq, a predicted model, not a curated record